Daktulosphaira vitifoliae (grape phylloxera) is the source of this 1791-nucleotide messenger RNA. Its product is annotated as facilitated trehalose transporter Tret1-like. The coding region runs from base 236 to 1675 and encodes 479 amino acids. Gene Ontology annotation, molecular function: transmembrane transporter activity. Gene Ontology annotation, biological process: transmembrane transport. The transcript is spliced from 7 exons. NCBI's taxonomy places the organism in Eukaryota, Metazoa, Arthropoda, Insecta, Hemiptera, Phylloxeridae. Gene Ontology annotation, cellular component: membrane. The record is from RefSeq and is a predicted model, not a curated record.
UACCCAAUUAAAAUAAAUUAUAAGAUUUAAAUUGAAUGUAUAUUAUAUAAUUAUUUAUCUUUUGUUUCAUUUGUUUAUUUGCUUUUUGGUACAAUGGUUAUUAAAUGUUGAAGUUACUUUUUUUACUUUUUAUGAUGAAAAGAUGUUAAUAGUUUUAUCUUUAUAAAUUAAAUUAUUGUAUAAUUCGACAAAAUAAAUAUAAGUUAUUAGUAACAAAAUCUACCACUAUUAAAUAAUGUCUGCUAAUUAUAUAGAAAUCCCCUCAGAAAGAGACUAUGGAUCAAAAGCAACAUUGGCACAAACAUUAGCUGUUAUAGCACAGAGUCUAUUACUUAUUAAUUUGGGAAUGGAGUUGUUGAUGCCUACAAUAGUACUUGGUGAUGUGUAUCUCAAUAAAAAUGGUGAAUUUUUAUUAACGAGUACUCAAGCUUCUUGGUAUGGAAGCAUUUUAUACAUUUGUCAUCCUCCAGGUAGUUUAAUUUCAGGAUUUUUACAAGAAAAAGUUGGACGAAAACGUUGUAUGAUUUUAGCAAAUAUCCCAAGUAUAAUUGGAUGGACAUUUUUACAUUUUGCUACAUCCCCCACAAUGCUUUUCAUAUCUUCACUGUCAAUGGGAUUGAGCAUAGGUUUCAAUGAAGCUCCUAUAUUCUCCUAUAUAGGUGAAGUUACGGAACCUCGUAUUAGAGGUCAACUAGCAGCAGUAGCGCAAGGUGGACUUUUCAUUGGCUCCUUUUUAACUUCAGUAUUAGGAUAUUUUUUCAAGUGGAAAAUUAUAGCACUCAUCAGUGUGUUAAGUCCAAUUAUAUGUAUUUUAUUUGUCCUUAUGAUACCAGAAUCACCAGUUUGGUUAGCAAAUAAAGGUAAAAAUGAUAAAGCUAUAAAAUCAUUAUGUUGGUUAAGAGGUUGGGUAGAUUCAUCAUUAGUUAAAGAGGAAUAUAAGGAACUGAUUCAAUACAAUCAAUUGUCCGGCACACAUCACGGAGAAGCCAUUGAAAAAAAUAUCAAUUUUACUUCACGAAUGAUGUUUUUCAAGGAUCCCCUUGUUUAUAGACCUCUGAGAUUGAUUUUAGUAUUCUUUUUAAUUUCUCAAAUUCUCAGUAUAAUUCCGUGCAGGCCAUAUCUUAAACACAUACUGACUGAAUUAGGUUUGGUGACAAAUCAAAGUCUUAUAUUGAUUCUUUUUACGGCUUUACAAAUUGUUCCAUGUUUUUUAACAAUUAUAUUUGUGAAAAAGUAUGGGAAAAGGUUCCUGUCAUUAAUUGGACUGAUUGCAAAUACUGCUGCCCUAUUUGUAAUAGGUUUGUAUUUGAUGUUAAUAAAAAAUUACUUUUUGACAAAGAAGCCUUGGAUAUUUUUAAUACUGCUUUGCUGGAUUUAUAGUUUCUCUUAUAUUUUGAUAUGUUUACCUUGGACUGUAAUGAGUGAAAUAUAUCCCUAUAACGUUCGAGGAAUUGCCACUGGGUUAUCUGCAGCUUUUUAUUAUUUCUGCAUAUUUUGUUCUACACGAGUGUAUUUAAGUGUUGAAGAAUUUUUAUCACUAGAGUAUACAAUGAUAUUAUUUGGCGUAAUUGGAGUAAUUGGAAGUGUAUACGUAUACUUUUAUUUACCGGAAACAGAAAACAAAAGUUUACUUGAAAUAGAAGAAAUAUUCGAGUCGAACAAAAGAGUUCAUUGAUGUAACAAAUUAAUAUAUUUGUUCCUAUGUAUUUUUAUACGAAUAAUAAACAUUUACCAUUUAAUAAUUGUUUAUACUUUGACAAUUGUGUUAUAAAUAAAUUAUGUAGACCUUUA